Messenger RNA from Talaromyces rugulosus, 1002 nucleotides. RefSeq lists its product as uncharacterized. NCBI's taxonomy places the organism in Eukaryota, Fungi, Ascomycota, Eurotiomycetes, Eurotiales, Trichocomaceae. The transcript has 2 exons. Bases 1 to 1002 code for a protein of 333 amino acids. Gene Ontology annotation, biological process: thiamine biosynthetic process. The record is from RefSeq and is a predicted model, not a curated record.
AUGUCUCCUCCAGCAGCUCUCUUUGAACCCUCCUCCCCUGUUGCUACUAGCAAUGGAUUCAAGGGCAAGUUGGCCUAUGAGCCUGUGACCGUGACUGGCCAGGCCCAACAGGCUAAGCUUCUUGAGGAAUUUGGAGGCAAAUGGGACAGCUUUAAGUUUGCUCCUAUUCGCGAGAGUCAGGUGUCUCGUGCCAUGACCCGUCGCUACUUCAAUGACCUGGACAAGUACGCUGAGAGUGACAUUGUUAUCGUUGGUGCUGGAUCCUGUGGUUUGAGCACUGCCUAUGUCCUCGGAAAAUCUCGUCCAGACUUGAAGAUUGCCAUUGUCGAGGCAAAUGUCUCCCCUGGUGGUGGAGCUUGGCUAGGAGGCCAGCUGUUUUCAGCAAUGGUUAUGCGUAAACCUGCCGAUGUGUUCCUCAACGACCUCGGAGUCCCCUACGAGGAAGACGAGUCCAACCCCAACUACGUCGUGGUGAAGCACGCCGCGCUGUUCACGUCGACUUUGCUUUCCAAGGUCCUCUCGUUCCCCAACAUCAAGCUCUUCAAUGCCACCGCCGUCGAGGAUCUGAUCACUCGUCCCGGCCAGAACGGUAUCAAGGAUACCCGCAUUGCCGGUGUCGUCACCAACUGGACUCUGGUCACCAUGCACCACGAUGACCAGUCUUGCAUGGACCCCAACACCAUCAACGCGCCUCUCGUGAUCAGCACCACAGGUCACGACGGCCCCUUUGGCGCCUUCUGCGCUAAGCGUCUCGUUUCAAUGACCGCCAUCGAGAAACUCGGCGGUAUGCGCGGCCUGGACAUGAACUCGGCCGAGGACGCCAUCGUCAAGAACACUCGCGAAGUCACCAAGGGCCUCAUCAUUGGCGGCAUGGAGCUUUCGGAGAUUGAUGGCUUUAACCGCAUGGGCCCGACUUUUGGAGCCAUGGUGCUGAGCGGUGUCAAGGCUGCUGAGGAGGCUCUCCGAGUCAUCGAGGUUCGCAAGCGCGAGUGUGCCGAGUAG